Zasmidium cellare ATCC 36951 is the source of this 612-nucleotide messenger RNA. RefSeq lists its product as uncharacterized. The record is from RefSeq and is a predicted model, not a curated record. The transcript has a single exon. Lineage: Eukaryota; Fungi; Ascomycota; Dothideomycetes; Mycosphaerellales; Mycosphaerellaceae. Bases 1 to 612 code for a protein of 203 amino acids.
AUGCUGGAACACAUCUUAACUCCACGUCAAUCCGAAUACCAAUAUGAGCCUCUCGAACAGGGUGAGAUCAGAUUGCUGACCAUCCAGCCUUGUCCACAAGAUCAGUCCGUUCCAGUUGUCUGCGGAUUGAGCCAUGUCUCUCUAGCUGGCCUGGACACACGCCCCUAUGAGGCACUGUCAUAUGUCUGGGGAGAUCCUAAGCCUCGCGUUCCGAUAAAUGUGGAUAAGAAGAUACUCUUGCUACCUGUGAACAGUGAGAAAGUCCUUCGCCGAGUCGCCUACCCAGACAAGCCGAGAACAAUCUGGAUCGACUCUGUCUGCAUCAACCAAUUCGACUUGAAAGAGCGUAAUCAGCAAGUCGCUAUAAUGCGUUCAAUCUACGAAGUGGCCACUAUGGUCUUGGUGUAUAUCGGAGAUUCGGACGAAUACACCGACCGAGCGAUUAAUAACAUGGAGCUUCUCAACCGCGAGAUUGAUGAAGACGUCGGGAAUGAUGUCGAAAUUAUGGUGCCCGACGUCUUCCAGCAGCAUCCCACCUUCAUGGGGCCUGUCAGAACGGAAAUCGAUCAAACAGCCCUUCUCUCCUUUUUUGAUUCAGCGUGGUUCAGGUAA